This is a messenger RNA of Pseudoliparis swirei, 1019 nucleotides long. It is a transcript of the gene rpl5a, whose product is annotated as ribosomal protein L5a. Gene Ontology annotation, molecular function: structural constituent of ribosome; 5S rRNA binding. The transcript has 8 exons. Lineage: Eukaryota; Metazoa; Chordata; Actinopteri; Perciformes; Liparidae. The coding region runs from base 68 to 964 and encodes 298 amino acids. Gene Ontology annotation, cellular component: cytosolic large ribosomal subunit; ribosome. The record is from RefSeq and is a predicted model, not a curated record. Gene Ontology annotation, biological process: ribosomal large subunit assembly; translation.
AGACAAAACUUCCGCUCCACAGAGACGAUCUGAAUCCAGGAGGAACAGCAGCUAAAUCCGCGCAGAGAUGGGGUUCGUCAAAGUGGUGAAGAGCAAGGCCUACUUCAGGAGAUAUCAAGUCAAAUUCAGGAGGAGGAGAGAGGGGAAAACUGACUACUUUGCCCGAAAGCGCCUUGUCCUGCAGGACAAAAACAAGUAUAACACGCCCAAGUACCGCAUGAUCGUCCGGUUUUCCAACAGGGACAUCUGCUGCCAGAUCGCCUAUGCAAAGAUUGAAGGCGACCACAUUGUGUGCGCAUCGUACUCUCACGAGCUGCCCAAUUAUGGCAUCACAGUCGGCCUUACCAACUACGCUGCGGCCUACUGCACCGGGCUGCUGCUGGCUCGCCGGCUGCUGCAGAAGUUUGGCAUGGACCAGGUGUACGAGGGCCAGGUGGAGGUGACUGGAGACGAGUUCAACGUAGAGAGCAUUGACGGGCAGCCGGGUGCCUUUACCUGUUACCUGGAUGCCGGCCUCGCCAGAACCACGACCGGAAACAAGGUGUUCGGAGCCCUGAAGGGGGCCGUGGACGGAGGGCUGGCUAUUCCCCACAGUUUAAAACGUUUCCCCGGUUACGACUCGGAGAGUAAAGACUUCAACGCAGAGAUGCACCGAAAACACAUCAUGGGCAUGAACGUUGCCGAUUACAUGUCGUACCUGAUGGAGGAAGACGAGGAUGCCUACAAGAAACAGUUCUCUCGCUUCAUCAAGAACGGAGUGACGCCAGACGCAGUCGAAGAAAUGUACAAAAAAGCACACGCCUCCAUUAGAGCAAACCCUACUCAUGAAAAGAAACCCACAAAGGAAAUCAAGAAGAAGAGAUGGAAUCGCGCCAAGUUAUCUUUGGCACAGAGGAAGGACCGCGUCGCCCAGAAGAAAGCCAGUUACUUACGAGCCCAAGCACAAGAGGCAGAGGACGGUUAGGAGCUCUGCUCCGACAACACACGCAUCACACAAAUAAAUUUAUUUUAAACUCAAA